This is a messenger RNA of Betta splendens (Siamese fighting fish), 615 nucleotides long. It is a transcript of the gene snrpf, whose product is annotated as small nuclear ribonucleoprotein polypeptide F. The record is from RefSeq and is a predicted model, not a curated record. Gene Ontology annotation, biological process: spliceosomal snRNP assembly; mRNA splicing, via spliceosome. The transcript has 4 exons. Gene Ontology annotation, cellular component: U1 snRNP; catalytic step 2 spliceosome. The coding region runs from base 160 to 420 and encodes 86 amino acids. Gene Ontology annotation, molecular function: RNA binding. Lineage: Eukaryota; Metazoa; Chordata; Actinopteri; Anabantiformes; Osphronemidae.
CAGGGGGCGUUGGGCGAUACCAGGAGGAGCCUUGGACCGACUGCUUCCUGUUCGGCGGUAAAGCGUGCGUUGUGGGAUUGUGAGCUACGGACGUUACUGUGACGAAAAGCUAGCAAACAUCUACUUUGCAGCUUCAAAUACACAUUUAGUUAAACCAAAAUGAGUUUACCCCUGAACCCCAAACCUUUUCUCAACGGCCUGACGGGCAAACCGGUGAUGGUGAAACUGAAGUGGGGUAUGGAGUACAAGGGCUACCUGGUGUCUGUCGACGGCUACAUGAACAUGCAGCUGGCAAACACAGAAGAGUAUGUGGAUGGAGCGUUGGCAGGUCAUCUUGGGGAGGUGCUCAUUAGAUGCAAUAACGUUUUGUACAUCAGAGGCGUAGAAGAAGAGGAAGAAGACGGAGAAAUGAGGGAGUAACACCAGUAAAGAGAACCCACCCCGAUGCUCUGUUAGUGUGACUGUACCUUGUAGUUGAUUAAUGUGUGUAUGUGUUUUCACCAUGUGAUAACUUUGAUUUUGGAUUAUUUUUGGAAAUGAUUCCUUUCUUUUCUACUGUGCAAGGCCGAUUUGUGUUUUGGAAACAUUAAAACGAUAAUUGUACUCUUUCUUAAA